Messenger RNA from Ambispora leptoticha, 1694 nucleotides. Lineage: Eukaryota; Fungi; Glomeromycota; Glomeromycetes; Archaeosporales; Ambisporaceae. The record is from the annotation of a GenBank genome assembly.
AUUAUCAAGUUGCUAUAAAAUAUUGGUGUGGUAAACCUUAUAUUCCGAAGAAUCAGUUCUUCAGAAAUAUUCGACAACUGAAACUAGACAUUAAUCAGUGCAACGAACGAGAAAUAUUUUACUCGACAGAUGAAAAUGAUAUAAGCUAUAAUCCUUUUUCAUCAACUACUCCCUCAACAAUUAGAUUUCCACCAACGCGUGAGCCAAUCCCUCUGGUGCCAAAUCUGAGUGGCGGAUAUGUAGCAACGUUUCGAAAUCAACCUUAUCUGAGCACUGAUUCCGUUGGUUCUUUAGUGUUUACUACCAAUGUUAUUACCUCGGUUAUUUCUGUCGAGGCAUUGUUGAGUGAUGGAACUGAAAUACUUUCGAUGACUAGAAUCAACUUUGAAGAAAAUACGGUUGAAGUGCCUUUUUCGCUCACAAAGAUUGUACCAAAAUUGGCAGCAUACAACGUUAAGGUUUCAUUCUAUAUUGGGGAUGACAAUAAAUUGGUUCAUAGCACAUAUGCAAAACUUUAUUUUCUUCCUGUGGGUCCGAAGACUGUCACGAUCGAUCGAUUAUAUGGUGGAAUUUUAACUACAGCGAAUGAAACCAUUUUUCCUGUUGGUCCAUAUGUUGACGUAGGCGGGUGGUUAGCGAAAGGAAAUAUUCAGGCCAACCUUCUGACUCUCAAGAACUUGAAUUACAAUAUCAUUAACCCCGAUCCACCUUACCCAAAUAUUUCGUUCAUCCAUCAAAUGUUUCAAGCUGCUGACACUAUAGGCGGAAUCUAUAUCCAAUAUUCAUUUCGGCACGAUUAUAAAGAUAUCCAAAAAGUUGUUGACCAAGUAAGCCAAUUCAAGAAUUAUUCAAGUUUGCUUACUUGGUAUAUAGCUGAUGAACCGGAUGGUGAACAAUGGACAAAUGCGUCUGCAGUUUUUGAAGCAUACAACGUUAUAAAAAAAUUGGAUCCAUACCAUCCAGUCGCUCUGGUGUUAAAUUGUCAACAUAGUGUUGCUUUCUAUGCAGAUGCUGCUGAUAUAUUAGGCACCGAUGUUUACCCAGUUGGAGUCGAUAUGUCACAAUGUACGGAAUACAGUGGUGUAUGCGGCUGCGACAAUUGUAUUGGAGACGUCAUUCUAGAUAUCCCUAAACGAACUCAACAAUAUAUGACAGACUUGAACCUUAUUGGACAUGAGUCAAUUAUGAAAUGGAUGGUAAGUCAAGCUUUUUAUGAUCAAAAUUCUUGGUGGAGGAGGCCACCUACCUCUCAAGAAAUCAGAGUCAUGUGGUAUAUUUCAAUUAUAUAUGGAUAUAAGGGACUCAUGUUUUGGCGAUUUCCUUUCGCCCUCAACCAUUCAGUUAAAGAACAGAUCACAAAUUUAAGCGAAGAGAUUAAGAUGCUUUCAAAUUAUAUACUCUUUAUGUCUCAAUUGCCGCAUUCUCAUAUAAUUAUCUCGCCUGCCCAGAGUGUUUAUUCUGGUGGAUGGAUAUCAAAGGAUCAAAAGACUUUUUUGCUGAUUGUGACCAACGGCAAUGAGAAUCAAUCUGCCAAAUUCAGAUUAAUUAUCAAGGACUUGGUCUCAUCAGGUUUACUAUAUGGAAUUAGCAAAAUAGACCAUGAAAAAAAGGAAAGAGUUUUCAUUGAGGAUGGCGUAUUUGAAGGCAGCUUGAAGAUAUACGGGGUUGAAAUUUUUAUUUUUAAAAAAGAAUAG